AUGCCUUUACCUCCGGCGACCAUGUUCCCUCUAUCUGGGCAUACCCCUGCGACAGCGUUCCAGCAACGCAACCACAUGGGUAUCACUCACAACGCUCGACCCGAACCCUCGUCACGCAUAGUCGACGAUAUGGAUCGAGAGGAAGGCGAGCUCACUGAUAAAGAAGGUGUAAAUGUUCCGCUACAACGCGAACCAACUUCUGGGAGUCGUCAACUUCCGCUCAAUGGUCUAGGCCAGAAAUCCUCGGUUCCACAUGUGAGAUCCAGCCGGAAGUCCUCUGAACUAGAGGAAGGCGAGGCUUCUCCCGUCCGGUCAAGGUCUUCGUCCAGAGAAAGCGGCUCCCCGUACAACCCACCUCUCUCGAUCGAUGUUGCCCCAGUUGCGUCUCCACAUGGAACGGACCUUGAGAGCGGAGACUCGUCAAAGUCACGCCCUGAUCACGUUUCAGAAAGUGCCGGCUCUGUGCCUACUCGGAAGGCAGAUCAGGGAGUAUCAAACGGCACGAAAUCGCCUACGCAGCUCCGCGUCCAAGCCCAAGGCGCUCUGCUUAGUUUAGCGCCUCACAACAUCCGUUACCAUGAGCUAGUCGGGGAAGGGAUUAAUCCAGCGGUGCUUAAGCGCUUGUAUGAUGAGAUUGGCAUCAAGAUCGCCUCUCCACAGCCGGAUGCGUCAGCAGCGUCUGGAUCAACUCAUCUGCUUAACUCUACGACUGGCUCUGCUACUCCCAUCGAUGCCACGAAAGAAACGAAGCACUCGAGUGAUGUCAAUACACAGCCCGAUGGGAUGAUCCUGAACGAAACACAAUCACGAUCUGCUCAGGAUGAGCCAACUAAACCCAUGGAAAGAAAAGAGGUCAUCGCGCGCAUGCUUGCAGCAAAGGCCGCAAAGUCAACAGUGGUACCCGGGGUAUCGAAUGCCGAAAGCGCGGUGCAGAUGCCCGCUGAGCAACCAGCAACACCGGAUUUGCAAAAAGGUGCCACGGCCAGUUCGAGCGAGGAAUCUGCUAAGGAAAAGGAAACCCGUGUCAAGGAAAAGAACAGAGCCAAAACUGAACUAGCGCGGCAGCGAAUUGAACAGCUUAGAAAGCAGGGUCUCAUGAGGGCCCAGCAAAAGGCACAAACGGAUCCCGUGGCCUCCGACAAAGCAGAAUCAAGUGCUACGGCUACCGAGGCCUCAGCUAUGGGUUCUGGAAGCGCAGUGGUCAUUCAGCAUCCAUUACCGGAACGUCCCCCUGCGCCUGAAACCCAAGCCUCAGCCCGCAUUCCUGGCUUGUUCAUGAUGGAGGCCGGGCAGCUCCCGUCUCAAGAAUCCUUUGUCACACCUGUCCAGGGACUUGAGGUCGACUCAACUCCCCAACCAAGAGUUCAUCAACGCAAGCGUCCUCGUGCAUCGGAUUUCGAUGAACCUAUCCCAAUACCAAAGAGGUCAUUAAGUAACGGUGCAAACUACGCUGCUGCUGAGGAAAGGCUUGUCAUUGACAUCAGUGAUGACGAACUCUACGACGACGAUAACGACAGCAUGGACAUUGACAAUUCUCCGGAAAGCAAUUCCCAAGAUGCCGCAUCAUCACAUGCAGAGAACUCCGUCAGGCCCUUCAUCACGCCAUAUCCCCCUCAGAGAUCGAUGACAUCCUCUACCCCUUUGUAUUCUUCAUCUGCAACGCCACAUUAUUCAAGGAAUAAUGACCCGGAGGACCUUCGGAGGAGGGACUUGGAGAUCCAAGCAAUGCACCGUAGGAUUGCAGAGCUGGAGCAGAGGAAAAAGGCGAAACUGGCGGCUAGUCGUACUCAGUCACCUCGCGCGGCGGACUCGUCGGCAUCAACACCCGGCACCACGUCCAUGGAUGUGGAAAUUGCCGAUGCUCCUAGCCUUCCGCAGACGUCAAAUCCCAUUCCAUCGACCGCGUCUCCCAAUCAGUCAGCCCGUCUCUCUUCAUUGAAGCCCGAUGAGCUUCAGAAUAUGAAGGCCAAACUGCUGCGGAAAGAGGAAAUCGAAUCCGGGAUUCCCGCCCUAGAUGCCGAGAUACAGAAGUUUGAGUCAAAGUUAACCGAGCUCAAGGGCGAAGAAGGGCUUGUGCUACUCGAGAUCUCCAAAGGCAAGGAAGGACGGCAACAGCUCUUGCAGGAACUUAACGAUCUCAACCUCGAGCUCAACGGACUAACUCUGAAAGAGGUGGAAGAGGAAUUACAAAAGGUGAAGGUCGAUGGGCGGCCGCAAGUAACAGAAGAGGGUAUGUUUGGACGAAUCCCAUCGAUCAUCGGCUUGAGUGUUCGACUUACGAAUUUUCUACCAUUAGUUCCUGUCGGUCAACAGGAUAUGUUACGUGUGCAUGAAGGCCCAGAAAUCCAGGAAUCGGAACCCGAUACAAGCACACAAGCCACGCUCGAUGUCAAGCCACCAUCUACGAAUGCACCCGCUCCAACAGUAUCGCCUAGUGCUGAUAACGACGCGGAUGGAGAGGCCGAUUCAUCAAGCGAAGUGUCAACAACUUCCUCCGAAUCCGAAGGGUCGGCAAUGGAUGAGUCUAGCGAUAGCGACAGCAGCAGCAAUAGUGGAGACUCCGAUUCCAGUUCCGACUCGGAUGGUCCCGAAGAGGAACGUAUUCCGUCUCCAAGGCCGUCAGCACUUGAAGGCUUGCAUGAAAGCCAAGCGACUGCGCAGGCUCCAUUGGACGAACCGGCUACGGAACACCCCCUGCCGGAACGCCCUCCCUUUACGGAUAUCGUCAAUGAGGCCAAUGUGGUCUCGAAUAGUCAUGAACACGAUGUCGGAAAGACGCAAGAUCAAACGGCAGCAGAUGAGUCUUCAGAUUCGGAGGCCUACGAACCUCCUGAACCGGAAGCAACUGCAAGUUCGGCAGAUUCUGACUACACCCCGCCUUCCAAUCCUCCUUCUCCAGGUCCAGUGGAUGCCAUGGAUAUAUCCCAGUCUCCAACAGACCAGUCACAGAACGUUGUGCAAGAGGGUUUGCAGCAUAAGUUCUCGCCCUACGUCAGUCCUUUGAAGAACUUCAACGCCUACCGUUAUCAUCCGGAUUACACCAGCGAGGUUACAGAUGGCUACCGUUCAUUGACUUACAGCCAUAAUAUCGAUGCCAUGAAAUACCUCUGUCCGUAUGAAUCAGCCGGAGGGGUCUGCAAUGACAAAUCCUGCGAAUUUCAACACUUUCGUGACAUGACUCUUAGUGAUGACAAAAUCCUCGUUCAGAUGGGAUCCCUCCGGGAGGGGAGCACGCCGGAAGAAAAAGACCACUAUGUCGCUGGCCUGAAAGAGAUGGUCAACGAUCUACGACGCGACAAGGUGAAAGACUUUAACACCGUGGCCGCGGAGAUUGCCGCAUACCGUAGACGCUACCUGCAGGACCCCUCACGCAUCUUACCCUUGUAA
Messenger RNA from Aspergillus terreus NIH2624, 3387 nucleotides. RefSeq lists its product as uncharacterized. NCBI's taxonomy places the organism in Eukaryota, Fungi, Ascomycota, Eurotiomycetes, Eurotiales, Aspergillaceae. Bases 1 to 3387 code for a protein of 1128 amino acids. The transcript is spliced from 4 exons. The record is from RefSeq and is a predicted model, not a curated record.